UUGUUGAACACAAUUAAAGAAGAAGACAAAAUGCCAGAAUAUGAUGAAGAGACCAAGAGGCUUAUAGAAGUGGCUGAUGAAGCACGGCGGAAGUUUGAGGAUGCAGAUAACAAGCUCAGAGAACUGGAAAAUGAAAUCAACGCCAUCAAGAAGUACCUUGAACUAGACCUUGGACCACAGGAAGAAUUCUCUGCUUUGAAAGGUCAAUGCUUCGAGUACACAGAGAGGGAGUACACAUAUAUACUGUGUCCCUUUGACAAAACUUCACAGAAACCUAAAGGUGGAGGCAUUGAGACCAGUUUAGGGGUCUGGGGCCACUGGUAUGGUCCAGAAGAGGAUAAAUAUGAUGCCAUGAAGUAUGAAAAUGGUCAAGGCUGUUGGAAUGGGCCUAGUCGUUCAUGUCAUGUAAAUCUACACUGUGGAGCUGAGAAUGCUUUGACAGGAGCCUCAGAACCAAGCAGAUGUGAAUACCAGUUUGAGUUCACCACCCCAGCUCGGUGCUCAGAGCCAGAGCCCACCCUGUCUUCUGACAUCCAUGAAGAACUUUGA
This is a messenger RNA of Candidula unifasciata, 549 nucleotides long. The record is from the annotation of a GenBank genome assembly. NCBI's taxonomy places the organism in Eukaryota, Metazoa, Mollusca, Gastropoda, Stylommatophora, Geomitridae.